AUGCCUCUCAACCCGCUAGACCUGCCGCUCCCGCUGGUGGUGGACAACCUGCUGCCCCUCCUGCCCAAUCGGGACUUAGCCACGCUCCGCUCUGUCUCGCGGCACGCCAAGACGCUGGUCGAAGACGAAGUGUUGUGGCGCCGCAAGGUGCUUUCGGACUUCACAUUCCCUCCUCACGCCUCAGCGCGCAUGGGGGGCUGGUUCAACCUCUACUGCGGUCUCUCUAGUCCGCGGGUGUACGUGUGGGGGCAGUUGGACAACGGGCGGCUCGGCCUCGCUCAGCUACCCGCUCCGGUGAGGGAGGAUGCAAGAGGCAGCGGUGGUGGCGUGCCCUACCCUGUCGAGCUCGAAAGUGUCGGUGCAAGCAGGAUGUUGCACGGUGGUCAGGGGAGUGAUGGGGAAGACAGAGUGGGGGCGGUGGUCGAGAUCGUUGCGGGCGGAUGGGGGUUUCAUGCGCGAACGUCGACAGGGAGGGUGUGGUUCUGGGGCACCAUGGACGGCGAGACGUUCGCAGGACCAGUGACGCCCAUGAGGGACCCGGGGAAGAUUGUACCUCACCCACAGCUGUUGGAUGCCUUGCCACCCAUCGCGGCUCUCUCGGGUGGACGAUGUCAUGCUGUAGCCCUGACAACCGAGAACAAGAUCUUAGAGUGGAGGAGCUGGGGCACAGUGUGGGAGCAUCAAGGCCUGGACGUGGCCGGAGAAGUGACGCAGCUCGAAGCAGGCUGGUCCUUCACCGCUCUCCUCACCCACGACGGGGCGGUAUGGGUAUGGUACAGCGACUGGAGCGCCGAUGCCUUCACCCGCACCUACUACGCGGGCAACCCCAGAGCGGCAAUGAUGCACGCCGAGCCGGUCGGUCACGAGGGCCGCACGGUCUUCACCGUCGAUGUGACGCCCGUCCAACUGCCACCCCUCACUCCUCCAACAGACGCAGAUGUGCAGGACAGAAUCAUCCAGAUUGCGGCCGGAGAAGACUUCCUCAUCGCCCUCACCGCAACCGGCCAAUUGUAUCGCAUGGACCUGCACCUACCACCACCCACCUCGGAAGACCAUCUUCUCAGGCGACGCAUUCUGGAGGCGCGCGACGAUCCGGACGAUCGCGACCUCGAUGCCCGAGUACACGCCGCACUCAUGGGUCGAUAUCUGCGCACGCGCGCCACCUGGGAGCGUCUGUCCGCAUUCGAAGACCCCACAUCUUCACCGGCCUUCGAUCCAGCGUGGCUGUACGCCCCUGGCGCAGACGGAAAGUCGACCGUGGGCAAAGUCUCGCACAUCUCUGCGCACUUUCGGCGGUUUGUCGCGUUUCUGCCCACCCACACUCCGGGCGCAGAUGGGGAAGCGGGGACGCUGGUUCUGCUCGGCACGCCGUCGGGGAAGGAGCCCGAGCUGAUACCCGAACUGCAGUGUAGGGGCGUGAUCAAGGUCACUAUGGGCGACUACCACUAUGGCGCGCUAACGGAGAGGGGGGAGAUUCUGACCUGGGGAGCGUUUAGCAAGGGGGCGUUGGGGAAUUGGGCUCCUCCCUGGGCGCCCGUGGCGAACGAGAGCAGGCCGUACGACCCUGGCAACGUGGAGGAGCAGGGGGACGAAGGCGAGCGCGGGUGGCUGGACAACCUCAUCCCGCUGCCGCGCAUUUUUAGAGGACCGAUGCAGCCCAGGAUUGGGUUCGCGGGGAGAGGAAGGGUGCAGCGAUCAUCAGCGGGAAGAGGGCAGGUGAGGGAGGGACAGAGUCAGGCGGAUGUUGCUACGCCAACUGUGGUCAACGUUCACCCACAGGGACAGGGGAAGGGCACACCGUUCGCUUUCGACAUCGCGUUUGCUGGUUGGCAUAGCAGCGCCCUCGUCAUGGACGCUCCCGUCGCAUCGGCUGAGGGUGAGUAG
Molecule: messenger RNA, 1884 nt
Organism: Kalmanozyma brasiliensis GHG001
Lineage: Eukaryota; Fungi; Basidiomycota; Ustilaginomycetes; Ustilaginales
Product: F-box domain protein
Exons: 1
Coding region: 1-1884 (627 amino acids)
Cellular component (GO): cytoplasm
Molecular function (GO): guanyl-nucleotide exchange factor activity; protein binding
Source: RefSeq, a predicted model, not a curated record